AUGACAAACAGCCCUGGGGCCUACCAUGCCGCCGCCGCCGCCGAAAACAACCGUAACAUCGGUCACGCAGCUGCGACGUCUACGUCGACGACAGCGCAGGGACGCCGCAGUCAGGCCGACGCUUCUCACUACAUCAUGCCAGCGGACCCGCACAGUUGUUGUGACCCCGCUCCGACCGUGCUCUCGGGCGCCGGCAUAUGUCUGAUAGUAUUGGGCUAUACGAUGUUCGGAGCUUUCACGUUCAUGACGUUGGAAAACGGCGGCCGGGACAGCGUGCAAUCGAUCCGGGGCGGUCAGCAGCAGCACCCACAGCCCCAGCCACAGACCCAGCAACAGCAGCAACAGCAACAGCAGCACAGCCAACCGCAGCAGCAUCAGCAACAGCAACAGCAACAGCAGCACCAGCAGCAGUCGCAGUACCAGCUGGCCAGGAACGACAAGCUCAGGGCGCAGACGGUCGAGAAGCUGUGGAAGAUCACCGAAGACCUGAACAUCCUAUACCGGGACAACUGGACCAGGCUGGCCGAAGAGGAGAUCCUCAAGUUCCAGGACUCGUUGAUCAGGAAAUACGGGGGUCCCAACCAGACCGACCGAAGGCACCGGUGGAACUUCGCGUCGUCGUUCCUGUAUUCGUUGACGUUGAUCACCACUAUCGGUUACGGCAGCGUGACUCCGCAGACGCCUUGGGGCCGAGUGAUCACGAUCGUGUACGCGCUGAUCGGCAUACCUCUGAUGUUGCUGUACCUGUCCACGAUGGGCGAGACGCUGGCCAAGAACUUCCGGCGAGUCUACUCGAGACUGUGUUCGCCCGGAAACCGGGAAGACGGGGACGACGGAAGCGCCGGCGGUGGACGGGGCAGGCCGGGCGGCGGCAAGCGGGCGCCGCCCAACACGGUGUCCAGCAAUCACGUGGGCGGCGGCGACUAUUACCGUCACCCGUACGAGUUCGAAACCGUCUCGGGGGCGGCCGCAUAUGCGGACGUGGCCAACGUAGGCCUGUCGGGUGGCGGCGGACAGAAACGUGUCCCCGUGCUGCUGUCGCUGUCCGUGGUCGCCGCGUACGUGGCGCUGGGCGCGUUCAUCUACCAGAAGCUCGAGCGAUGGACGCUGCUGGAGGGCUCGUACUUCUGUUUCACCAGCCUGGGCACCAUCGGGUUCGGCGAGCUGGUGCCGGGCGGCGUCGAGUCCACCAAGGAUGUAUCCGUGUUCGUGUCGUCCGGUUACAUACUGGUCGGCAUGGCCGUAGUGGCCAUGUGUUUCCAGCUGUUGCAGGACGAACUGGCUGCCAUGUCGCGUAACUGCCGGUGGUGCUGCUGUUGGUGGUGGAUGUGGACGCAGCAGCAGCACCAGCAGCAACUGCAGCACAAGGACAUCAACAUGGUCGUGUGCACGGUGGCCGGUGCCGUUGACGGCGGCGGUGGCUGCGACGACGACGACUGUGGUGGCGCCAUUUCGUCCGCAGCGCCCCACUCGCAGAACCGUGGACGGCAGCCGCCCCACCCGCACAACCGAAACAACGGCGUGGCCGCCGGUUCCUGA
Molecule: messenger RNA, 1539 nt
Organism: Macrosiphum euphorbiae (potato aphid)
Lineage: Eukaryota; Metazoa; Arthropoda; Insecta; Hemiptera; Aphididae
Source: the annotation of a GenBank genome assembly